This is a messenger RNA of Anastrepha obliqua, 1522 nucleotides long. Its product is annotated as tubulin beta chain-like. Bases 42 to 1310 code for a protein of 422 amino acids. The transcript has 6 exons. Gene Ontology annotation, molecular function: GTPase activity; GTP binding; structural constituent of cytoskeleton. Gene Ontology annotation, cellular component: cytoplasm; microtubule. Gene Ontology annotation, biological process: microtubule cytoskeleton organization; mitotic cell cycle. The record is from RefSeq and is a predicted model, not a curated record. NCBI's taxonomy places the organism in Eukaryota, Metazoa, Arthropoda, Insecta, Diptera, Tephritidae.
GGGAGAUAAUCUCCGAUGAGCAUGGCAUCGACCCGAAUGGCAUGUACCAUGGUGAAAAUGAUUUGCAAUUGGAACGCAUCGAUGUGUACUACAAUGAGGCCAGCAGUGGUAAGUAUGUACCACGCGCUGUACUCAUCGACUUGGAGCCAGGCACAAUGGAUGCUGUUCGCCAAUCGCCAAUGGGUAUGCUAUUCAGGCCAGACAACUUUGUCUUUGGACAAUCCGGAGCAGGCAAUAACUGGGCCAAGGGUCACUACACAGAAGGCGCCGAACUGAUUGACUCUGUACUGGACGUGCUGCGCAAAGAGUCCGAAGGUUGCGAUUGUCUGCAAGGCUUUCAAUUGGCACAUUCGCUGGGUGGCGGCACCGGCUCCGGCCUGGGUACACUGCUCAUAUCCAAGAUACGGGAGGAGUAUCCUGAUAGGAUAAUGAACAGCUUCUCGGUAGUACCAUCGCCAAAGGUUUCCGAUACCGUCGUGGAGCCAUACAAUGCCACAUUGUCCAUACAUCAACUUGUCGAGAAUACCGAUGAGACAUUCUGCAUCGACAACGAGGCUUUGUACGACAUCUGCUUCCGCACACUGAAGCUGACAUCGCCCACCUAUGGCGAUUUAAAUCAUCUUGUAUCCGUCACAAUGUCCGGUGUAACAACUUGCCUGCGCUUCCCCGGCCAGCUGAAUGCCGAUCUACGCAAAUUGGCAGUGAAUAUGGUGCCAUUCCCGCGUUUGCACUUCUUUAUGCCGGGCUUUGCCCCACUCACUGCCAAGGGAUCGCAACAGUAUCGUGCAUUGACUGUCUCCGAAUUGACUCAGCAAAUGUUUGAUGCCAAAAAUAUGAUGACAGCUUGUGAUCCACGCCACGGCCGCUAUUUGACAGUAGCGUGCAUUUUUAGAGGUCCGAUGUCGAUGAAGGAGGUGGAUACACAAAUGUUAAACAUACAAAACAAAAACAGCAGCUACUUUGUGGAAUGGAUACCAAACAACGUUAAGGUGGCCGUUUGCGAUAUACCUCCACGUGGCCUCAAAAUGUCCGCCACAUUCAUUGGCAAUACCACUGCCAUUCAGGAGAUCUUCAAGCGUAUAUCCGAACAAUUUACAGCCAUGUUCCGGCGCAAAGCAUUCUUGCAUUGGUACACCGGUGAGGGCAUGGAUGAAAUGGAAUUCACCGAAGCUGAAUCGAAUAUGAACGAUUUGAUUUCGGAAUAUCAACAGUAUCAGGACGCUAACGUCGAGGACGAUGUCGAAUUCGAUGACGAGCACGAGGAGCAUGACGCCUACGAAGAAAAUGUUAUGCGAAAUGGCGGCAUCUAGUGACAAGCCGGGUAGAAAUUGGGAGGCACCAAGGAAACGCGUCUCGUUCGCCACCAUUUCGCCCAAGCGCAUUGUUUGUAGAGCAAUAAUUAUUUCUACUGUUGUUCACUUUACAAUUUAAUUUGCAAAUAUUGUAAUAAUUUGUUAAGCGUGAAACUUUUAGAGUAAAAGAAAUUUUAAUAAAAUGACAAAAAAAAGUAUAUAAAAAUAAA